AUGGAAGAAUUAAUUUGGAAAAAUAGUAAUAUAUUUUAUAAUAUUUUGUGUUUUUUAAUAACGGAAAACGAGAAAUUAUUUGAUAGGAGUGAUGCUAAGUUAUACUGGACAACUGUGUACCAUUUAUUUGGGGUGUUCCAUAAUGUUUAUAUAACUAUUUUUGCCGCUGGUUUGGACAUUAGGAGCAGCCCUAUUAUCGAUAUAGAUAAUCUAUACAGAUUUAAGGCUGGAUAUUUAACUGGAUGGAAUUUUCUGUUCCAAACGAUAUUCCUGACUGUAUCGCUGGUGUACGAUCUGAUGGAGUGGCUGGACAGACACGACUCCAGGCUGGGCAGGAAGCUGCGGUUCACCAGGGAUGUGAUGUUCUCUGGUCUUGUGGUGCCUUUGACGCUGUUCAUAUCAUCAAUGUUCUGGACGCUGUUCUGGAUCGACCGGGAGCUGGUCUUCCCCCAAGUCUACGACCAGCUCGUCCCAUGGUGGUUCAACCACUGUGUCCAUACGAACAUAGCUAUCGUAGUGCUCAUUGAGACCGUGCUGCAGGCCAGGAGACACCCUACUCAUUACAAGCUGGAGUUGUGGCUGACAGGUGGCGCCGGAGUGCUGUAUGCUAUCGUGUACUACUCAAUAUAUUUCUGCACCCACCGUUGGCUAUACGGAGUCUUCGGCAUCAUGACCUGGUGGCAGGUCUGUCUCUACCAACUCCUGAUCUGGUCAUCCACCUUCCUCUUCUACUACAUCCAGUUCCCCAUCAACAGAAUAUUCCAUCGAGAAGAGUCCACUACAGAGAAGAAUGUGACUCAAGAGCCAAGGAAUGGCGUGCCAAACAAUGGUUUUGAAGAACCGUCGUCUGGCGUGCCAGAGUCUUGGCUGAAACAACGACCGAAAAGCCAGAUCGAAAAUUCUAGCUUUUGA
Spodoptera littoralis (African cotton leafworm) is the source of this 912-nucleotide messenger RNA. The record is from the annotation of a GenBank genome assembly. Lineage: Eukaryota; Metazoa; Arthropoda; Insecta; Lepidoptera; Noctuidae.